AUGGACUUGACGGUCCCACCAAACUCGAGAGCUCUUGUGACACUCCCAAGCGAAUGGAAAUCAUCUGCCACAGAUGAGGGAGAAGAGCCGAGCAAAGAAGUUGCCUCGGGCGAACACCAUUUUGAGUGUACCUGGCUUCCAGAAGAGUGGCCACCUAAAGUUUUGCUUCCCCCAAAUAUCAGUUAUUCCCCAGAAUUGGAUGAGAUUGCUGUGUAA
Exophiala bonariae is the source of this 216-nucleotide messenger RNA. RefSeq lists its product as uncharacterized. The transcript has a single exon. The coding region runs from base 1 to 216 and encodes 71 amino acids. NCBI's taxonomy places the organism in Eukaryota, Fungi, Ascomycota, Eurotiomycetes, Chaetothyriales, Herpotrichiellaceae. The record is from RefSeq and is a predicted model, not a curated record.